AUGUCACCACCAUUGCAGGUCAUGUCACCCUCACUGCAAGUCAUGUCACCACCAUUGAAGGUCAUAUCACCACCAUUGCAGGUCAUUUCACCCUCACUGCAAGUCAUGUCACCACCAUUGAAGGUCAUAUCACCACCAUUGCAGGUCAUUUCACCUCAUUGCUGGUCAUGUCAACAACAUUGCAGGUCAUGUCAACAACAUUGUAGUUCAUUUCACCUCAUUGCAGGUCAUUUCACCUCAUUGCUGGUCAUGUCACCACCAUUGCAGGUCAUGUCAUCCUCACUGCAAGUCAUGUCACCACCAUUGAAGGUCAUAUCACCACCAUUGCAGGUCAUUUCACCUCAUUGCAGGUCAUUUCACCUCAUUGCAGGUCAUUUCACCUCAUUGCAGGCCAUGUCAUCCUCACUGCCAUGCAGAAGUUCCUUUAAACUCAUAACUUUGUGCCAUACAGAAACUGCACAUCUCUUUGGAUUGAACGUUAUGUUGACUAAAUUUCUAUAUAAGCCUUUACCACGGGUAGUUUUCCUUGAAUGUCAAAAUUGA
Brugia malayi is the source of this 543-nucleotide messenger RNA. RefSeq lists its product as uncharacterized. The transcript is spliced from 4 exons. The coding region runs from base 1 to 543 and encodes 180 amino acids. Lineage: Eukaryota; Metazoa; Nematoda; Chromadorea; Rhabditida; Onchocercidae. The record is from RefSeq and is a predicted model, not a curated record.